CGGUGUGUUGGAUACUGUUGUACAUUAGUCGACUUCACACAGUUUUUCUUUCGGGAUAGGAUGAUUGAAUAUUAACUUUUUACUGUUUUGGGAGCAAAUAUGGCUACAGAACAACCACCGCACUGGUCGGAUAUUCUGAAAAAGAGAACAGCAAACUCCACAAAAGAUGAGAGAAGCGAAGAGGAAAAGAAAGCAGAAGAAACGGAGCUUUUCACCAAAUACUACACAGAGUGGAAGGGAGGAAGUCACAGGGAGCAGUCCUACAAGACCAUCCCACGAUUCUACUACAGGCUACCAGCAGAGGAUGAAGUAUUACUACAGAAACUGAGAGAGGAAUCCAGAGCUGUCUUCCUCCAGAGGAAGAGCCGAGAAUUGCUGGACAAUGAAGAAUUGCAGAAUCUGUGGUUUCUGCUCGAUAAACACCAGGUGCCUCCAGUGAGUGGAGAGGAGGCCAUGAUCAACUAUGAAGCCUUCCUGCAGGUGGGAGAGAAGGCCGGACCCAAGUGCAAAAAAUUCUUUACAGCCAGAGUGUACGCCAAGCUGCUCCACAGCGACCCUUAUGGCAGAAUCUCCAUCAUGCAGUUCUUUAACUACGUCAUGAGGAAAGUGUGGCUGCAUCAGACCAGAAUAGGCCUGAGUCUGUACGAUGUGGCAGGACAGGGCUACCUCAGAGAGUCGGAUUUGGAGAACUACAUCCUGGAGCUGAUCCCCACUCUGCCUCAGCUGGACGGACUAGAAAAGUCCUUCUACUCUUUCUACGUUUGCACUGCUGUUCGCAAGUUCUUUUUCUUCCUCGACCCGCUCCGAACAGGAAAGAUUAAAAUUCAAGAUAUCUUGGCCUGCAGUUUUCUGGAUGACUUGUUGGAGCUGAGAGAUGAGGAGCUGUCUAAAGAGAGUCAAGAGUCUAACUGGUUCUCAGCCCCAUCGGCUCUCCGAGUCUAUGGUCAGUACCUCAACCUGGAUAAGGACCACAACGGCAUGUUGAGCAAAGAGGAGCUUUCACGCUACGGCACAGCCACUCUCACCUCAGUGUUCCUGGACAGAGUGUUUCAGGAGUGUCUCACUUACGAUGGAGAAAUGGACUAUAAGACCUAUCUGGACUUUGUAUUGGCCCUGGAAAACAGGAAAGAGCCAGCAGCGUUACAAUAUAUUUUUAAGCUUUUGGACAUGGAGAAUCAAGGAUACCUGAACAUCUUCUCUCUCAACUACUUCUUCAGGGCCAUUCAAGAGCAGAUGAAAAUGCACGGUCAGGAACCUGUGUCUUUUCAGGAUGUCAAGGAUGAGAUCUUUGACAUGGUGAAACCUAAAGACCCCUACAAGAUCACACUCCAGGAUUUGGUGAACAGUUGCCAGGGUGACACAGUCGCCAGCAUCCUGAUUGACCUCAACGGCUUCUGGACCUACGAGAACAGAGAAGUUCUGGUCGCCAACGACAACGAUGGCAGCAGCACAGCUGACCUCGACGACACUUGAGGAUUUGUGGUUGAGAUGUGAAAAAGACUUUCUUGAUAUCAGAAGGUGACAGCUUCACUCCCAACAGCAACACUGUUCCUCAGACGGACAGCGACCCUCUUUACCUGCUGACCUGUGACUGAGUGGAGAUAAAUGAUCGGAGAAGAAAGAAGAAGAAAACUCAGGCAUUGUGCUCUGUGUAAAUGUUGUUCUGUGUUCUUGCUUGUUGUUUUCCUGCAAAGAAAACCCAACCUACAUGUCACUGUCAUUUUACUAUUUUGAUAUAUUUUUUUCUCUGUCUUUUCUGAUAAUGCCCGUUCUACACAAGCAUAUUGCUACCACACCAGAAAAAAAGGGUCCGUGGAAAUCUGUCACACUACAGCUGUGUAAUAACUUAUAUUUUUAUGUGAAACUCAGAUUGAAUGAAGACAUGGGGAUUCUGCUGUUACAAACAGGGUGGAUGAUAUUGAGUAAAGUAUGCAUACCCAAAGAAAGAUUUUAAGAAAUGCACAGAGCAUUUUGAAAGUAUUUAUUUCUCCUUUAUCAGCUGAAGGGGCACUGAACGCUCCGUGGAUACAGGACUUAUAGUAUCAUCCAUUGUGCUCUGUUCUCUGUGUUAUUAUAAUAAAAGCUGUCACGUUAGGAUGUGAAAUGUUUUAUAGACGUUAUCAAGGUAUAGCGUGUAAUGUUUUAUGUUCCAAUGAUAAGUUAACAUGUUAUAAUGUGAAAGGUUUCACAUUGUAAGAAGAUAAAUGGUAAACUACAUUUAUACAGAUAUUUUUUUAAAAGUCUCGUUACAACAAGAAACUUUUCACUUUAUAUCUUUAUACUGAUGUGUUUCUCUUUUUCUGGUGUGGCUGCUACAUGCUCCUGUACUCUUCAGAAAAUACUGUCCAGAAGUUAUUUUCACCAUUAGCAAUUAAGAAUAUCAUGAAAUGAAAUGAAAAAUACUUUAUUUAUCCCAGAAGGGAAAUUCAAUUCAAAUUCAAAUUCAAAUUCAAUCAUAUGUAUGUCAUAAAAAAUAUUUGGGUGCAAGUUUUUUUUAAUUAAAAUGUGAGCUGUAGCUAUGCAGAAUGUUCCCAGCUUGUUUUGCUUGUUUUUUUCACUUGACUCUGACGGUAAACAGAAGCCAUGUUUUGGUGUUUUUAUAGGAUGCAGACUGUGACUGCAAAAUGGGAAGAUUCAAGCCAACUGAAGAAAAAAAACAUUGAAAUAAAUUUUAUAUGAUAAGAUG
Molecule: messenger RNA, 2686 nt
Organism: Stegastes partitus (bicolor damselfish)
Lineage: Eukaryota; Metazoa; Chordata; Actinopteri; Pomacentridae
Gene: ppp2r3c
Product: protein phosphatase 2, regulatory subunit B'', gamma
Exons: 13
Coding region: 100-1473 (457 amino acids)
Biological process (GO): regulation of dephosphorylation; cortical cytoskeleton organization; microtubule cytoskeleton organization
Cellular component (GO): centrosome; spindle
Source: RefSeq, a predicted model, not a curated record